Messenger RNA from Helobdella robusta, 186 nucleotides. RefSeq lists its product as hypothetical. Gene Ontology annotation, biological process: ribosomal small subunit assembly; translation; maturation of SSU-rRNA. The transcript has 2 exons. The record is from RefSeq and is a predicted model, not a curated record. NCBI's taxonomy places the organism in Eukaryota, Metazoa, Annelida, Clitellata, Rhynchobdellida, Glossiphoniidae. Gene Ontology annotation, molecular function: structural constituent of ribosome. Gene Ontology annotation, cellular component: ribosome; cytosolic small ribosomal subunit. The annotation marks the transcript as partial.
CAAAACGUGUUUCAGGUUACCAAGAUUUUGGGACGUACAGGUUCUCAGGGCCAGUGUACUCAGGUCCGUGUAGAGUUCAUUGACGAGACAAAUCGAUCCAUCAUUCGAAAUGUCAAGGGGCCAGUGAGAGAGGGAGACAUUUUAACUCUGUUGGAAAGUGAACGUGAAGCCAGGAGGCUGAGGUGA